This is a messenger RNA of Radiomyces spectabilis, 1174 nucleotides long. RefSeq lists its product as uncharacterized. Gene Ontology annotation, molecular function: nucleic acid binding; single-stranded DNA endonuclease activity; metal ion binding. Bases 31 to 1044 code for a protein of 337 amino acids. Gene Ontology annotation, biological process: apoptotic DNA fragmentation. The transcript has 3 exons. Gene Ontology annotation, cellular component: nucleus; mitochondrial inner membrane. The record is from RefSeq and is a predicted model, not a curated record. NCBI's taxonomy places the organism in Eukaryota, Fungi, Mucoromycota, Mucoromycetes, Mucorales, Radiomycetaceae.
GUCGUAACUGGUUUUCUUUAUUUGGUUUUCAUGGCGAGCAAAAGUGUUGGUUUAGUGGUAGGAGGUGCUGCGUUGGGUGCCAUUUCCAUGGCGACCUAUCACCGCUUCUCGCAGCCUCGUCGUCCUACGGGUAUGAUGCCUGUUCCUGGACCUGCACCGCCUGUCCCUGUACCCGCAGGUGGCGUGCCAGCUGUGCCUGCCACACCCGUUCCUCGUGGUCCCAUGCCUGGCCCUCAUCAACCUCGAUCCGUCGAAAUGGUAGAGAAAGCCCGCGAGAUCUUGCCGUUCGGAUUCCCUGGUCCCGUGAGCGAUACGAUUUAUCGCAAUGCGUAUGUCGUUUCCUAUAACCGUCGUGAUCGUAAUCCCAACUGGGUUGCGGAACAUCUCACGGCGACUUCCAUUCAGCGUGCGGAUGGCGUUGAUCGCAAAAAAUCGCAGUUCAAAGAAGAUGAAACCGUUCCUCCCAUGUUCCGAGCUCGUUUGUCCGACUAUUUCCGCAGCAAUUUUGACCGAGGACAUAUGGUGCCUGCAGCGGAUGCCAAGAUUAGCCAGGAUGCUAUGGACGAGACCUUUUACUUGACCAAUAUCUCUCCUCAAGUAGGCGAUGGAUUUAACCGCGACUACUGGGCUUAUUUCGAAAACUUUUGCCGCAACUUGACCAAGAGUUUCUCGGAUGUGUAUGUGUUUACGGGACCUUUGUAUUUGCCUCAUCAGGAAAACGAUGGAAAAUUCUAUGUGAAGUACCAAGUGAUCGGUAACCCGCCCAAUGUGGCUGUGCCGACCCAUUUCUACAAGGUGAUCCUCACACAAAACAAUGGACGCUACAGCGUGGGUGCCUUUGUUCUUCCCAAUCGUCCUAUUUCGGAUGAUACCCCAUUGGAGCAGUUCAAGGUCCCAUUGGAUGCGGUUGAACGCGGUGCUGGUCUUACCUUCUUUGACCGCAUGGAUAAAUCCGGCCUGGGCGAUCUGUGCAAGGAGACGAAAUGCAAAGUGGUGCUUACCAAGUUUGCUGAAGCCAACAAGAAGAAAGCCCUCUCUUCUUAAAUCCGAUCUCCCUCCUAAAUAACGCACUUAUAUAAAGAUAGAUAUAUCCACUCUUAAGUUAUUGAAUUGCAUUGUAAUUUUACUUCAUAAACACAUGCAAAAGAAAUACUCUCAUUCUCAUGAACCAGAG